CCACCUGACCUCUCCGUCACGGUAACUCGCUCUCUCAAUUUGAAUACCAGAUCCAAAAUCAAACCCUAAUUUCAUUUCCGCGGCAAUGACUGGACGCGGCAAGGGAGGCAAGGGGUUGGGCAAAGGAGGAGCCAAGAGGCACAGAAAGGUGCUGAGGGACAACAUCCAGGGUAUCACCAAGCCCGCCAUCCGCCGUCUGGCUCGCCGUGGCGGCGUCAAGCGUAUCAGCGGCCUCAUCUACGAGGAGACCCGCGGAGUGCUCAAGAUCUUCUUGGAGAAUGUGAUCCGGGAUGCUGUGACUUACACCGAGCAUGCCCGGAGGAAGACUGUGACGGCGAUGGACGUCGUCUAUGCGCUCAAGAGGCAGGGUAGGACUCUGUACGGGUUCGGGGGUUAGGUUGUUGUGGUAUCGGACUGGGGAUUUCUGUAAAUUGGUCGGUAGAUUUAGUUAACGAAUUUCAGAAAUUUAAUGUUUGUAGUUUGGAUAUUAAUGGAACGUGAAUCUGUUUUCAUUCGAACUUUUGAAUGAAAUUUCUGUUAAUUUUAUCUAUUUUGUUUCUAUUGAAAUUGUAUUUC
Messenger RNA from Malus domestica (apple), 576 nucleotides. RefSeq names its product histone H4. Gene Ontology annotation, cellular component: nucleosome. The record is from RefSeq and is a predicted model, not a curated record. Lineage: Eukaryota; Viridiplantae; Streptophyta; Magnoliopsida; Rosales; Rosaceae. Gene Ontology annotation, molecular function: protein heterodimerization activity; DNA binding; structural constituent of chromatin. Gene Ontology annotation, biological process: nucleosome assembly.